AUGGAGCACGAUCCCGAGGAGCAAGAGCACUACAAGUCGGUAUUACUAUCAUUUCGUGAAUAUGAGUCCUUUAUGAUGCGUGAAAUCUAUCGGCGUAAGAAACAUCUACAGUCAAUGCCCAUUGAUAUGCAACGACGUCUACCGCAGUCUUCUACAAUUCGCAACCUCCAUCAUUUUGUCAAUGCAGCGCAUCACAAUCAGGUCUUCUUUGAACGUGUGGUACAGGCGCAACUGGAGAAUGGACCGGCCUAUGAGCUUCCAUUGGUAACGCCUCAGACAUCACUACAAAGUCCUCCGCGCCAUUUUUAUAAGCUAAAAAGCACACUACACCAAUUUGUGCGUGACUGGUCUGAUGAGGGAAAGAAGGAACGUGAUAUGUGCUACACUCCCAUCAUCAAAGAACUGCGUCGUGUCUUGCCUCUUGAUCCAGACAACCCAACGGAUCGAGCUCGAGUUCUUCUUCCCGGUGCAGGAUUGGGUCGGCUUGCACUAGAAAUCGCCUCGAAGGGCUAUUCGGCCCAGGGCAAUGAGUUCUCGUAUCAGAUGUUAUUUGCAAGCAACUUCAUCCUCAACUGGGUAACGCAACCGCUUCAGUUUGAGAUUCACCCUUGGAUCCACAAUCCAUCGAAUGCGCUGACAAUCACGGACCUAUUGCGACCCGUGGCGAUCCCAGAUGUAGCACCAGCUGAGCUUCUGGGUCUUAACAAUGGCUCUGUUACUCCUCCAGACUUUUCUAUGUGUGCUGGCGAGUUUCUAGAGGCGUAUGCCAACGACAAAGAGUGUUGGGACUGCAUUGUGACGUGCUUUUUCAUUGACGCGGCACCAAAUGUGAUCGAGUACAUUGCAGCAUUCGAACGUCUUCUGAAGCCUGGUGGCUAUUGGAUCAAUUUGGGUCCACUUCUUUACCACUGGCAAAGCAGUAGCAGUGGCGAUGACGAGCGCUAUGAGCAGUCAGUCGAGCUCUCGUACGAGGAGAUUAAGCACGUGAUGAGCACGUACAACUUUCGCAUACAAAAGGAAUCACAGCGCGAAUGUCUGUACACGGACAAUGUCAAAAGUAUGAUGAGAACGGUCUUUAAUUGUGCCUUUUUCACCGCUGUGAAGGAGACUGGUCGUGUCUAA
Molecule: messenger RNA, 1122 nt
Organism: Peronospora belbahrii
Lineage: Eukaryota; Oomycota; Peronosporomycetes; Peronosporales; Peronosporaceae
Source: the annotation of a GenBank genome assembly